AUCUCGGAAUGUCAUCGUCAUCUUCAAUGGGAUCGGGGCCAUCGGAACCACCGCCACUGAAACUCAUAUGGAGGCAGACGGCAGCCAAUCUUGGAGGGUCAAUAUUUGACAGUGAAGCUGUCCCUCCUUCUCUUGCUGAAAUUGCACCCAUUCUUCGUGUUGCUAAUGAAGUUGAAAAGACUCAUCCUAGAGUUGCUUAUUUAUGUCGCUUUUAUGCUUUUGAGAAAGCUCACAGGUUGGACUGUACUUCAAGUGGCUGUGGUGUUCGCCAAUUCAAAUCCGCCUUUCUACAACACCUUGAAAGAGAAAAUGAUCAAACUUUGAAGGGAAGGGUAAUGAAAAGUGAUGCACUUGAGAUGCAAAGUUCUUAUCCAUAUUACUACCAAAAAUAUAUCCAAGCUUCACAUAACACUGCUGAUAAAGCUGACCGGGGACAACUUAACAAGGCAUAUGAGACUGCUAAUGUUCUUUUUGAGGUUUUGAAGGCUGUUCAUGAACCAAUCUAUAUAUAGAAGUUGAUCGCGAGGCUGAAGAUUCUGUUCAAGGUUAAUGUUGAUUUGAGGAAGAACUUUGAAGAUCAUGUUUGGUGGGAGAGCGUUCAAGAUUUUCUUGUAUGGAAGGAGAGAGUAUCAAAUGUGGGAAUGAACCAUAGCAACAUUAUUGGGUGACUCUUAUGUUCCAAAACAAUGUGAUAUUAUUGGCAACUUAAAGUACUUAUAACGUUUUUUAAUUAGU
Medicago truncatula (barrel medic) is the source of this 735-nucleotide messenger RNA. RefSeq names its product callose synthase 3. Gene Ontology annotation, cellular component: multivesicular body. The transcript has 5 exons. Gene Ontology annotation, biological process: late endosome to vacuole transport via multivesicular body sorting pathway. Lineage: Eukaryota; Viridiplantae; Streptophyta; Magnoliopsida; Fabales; Fabaceae. The coding region runs from base 9 to 512 and encodes 167 amino acids. The record is from RefSeq and is a predicted model, not a curated record.